This is a messenger RNA of Grosmannia clavigera kw1407, 4524 nucleotides long. RefSeq names its product DNA replication factor c subunit. The record is from RefSeq and is a predicted model, not a curated record. Gene Ontology annotation, molecular function: pyridoxal phosphate binding; DNA binding; transaminase activity. The transcript is spliced from 8 exons. NCBI's taxonomy places the organism in Eukaryota, Fungi, Ascomycota, Sordariomycetes, Ophiostomatales, Ophiostomataceae. Gene Ontology annotation, biological process: DNA replication; amino acid metabolic process; biosynthetic process. The coding region runs from base 1 to 4524 and encodes 1507 amino acids. Gene Ontology annotation, cellular component: nucleus; DNA replication factor C complex.
AUGGGAAGUAUAGUCGCACCCGAGACCCAGUCCAGGUUUGCAGAUCUCGAGCUGCUUCCCUACGACGAGGCCUACAUUGUCCAGAAGAGCUUCGUCGACGAUCCAUCGCCAGACAAGAUCACCCUUGGCGCUGGCGUCUACCGGGACGAGAAUGCCAAGCCAUGGACUCUCCCAUCGGUGAAACUUGCCCUGUCCCGCCUGCCGGACGUGCAUGAUUACCUCCCCAGCGAAGGCUUCCCGCCUUUUGUCCAGGCCGCCCGCGAACUGCUCUUCGGGUCCCUGACUGCUGAGCUCUCUCCCCGGCUUGCCACGAUCCAGACCAUUGCCGGAACCGGUGCCUGUCAUGUCGGCACCGAGCUGCUGAUUCGCCUGCAGCGCAAGCCGACUGCCGUCUGGAUUGCCGACCCGACCUGGAUCAACCACAGCCUGAUAUGGACCAUCGCGGCCGACGAUGUUGAGCAGAAGCGGUAUCCCUACUACGACGCAGCCAAGAGACAAUUCGACUUCCAGGGCACCAUUGCCGCCCUGCGCACCGCACAGUCCGGCGACGUGGUCAUCCUGCAGACCUGCUCGCAAAACCCGACCGGCAAUGAUCCAUCGCAGGAGCAGUGGAAGGAGCUGGCCGAUGUGGUGCAAGAAAGGGGUCUCUUUCCCUUUUUUGACAACGCCUACCAAGGCUUCGCCUCAGGAGACCCCGAUGUCGACGCCUGGGCCAUUCGCCACUUUGCUAGCAGGCCCGGCAUGGAACUCGGCGUAGCCCAGUCCUUUAGCAAGAACAUGGGCCUCUACGGCGAACGCCUUGGCGCCUUUCACCUGCUCCUGGCCGAUCCGGCUAUCCUACCGGCCGCCCAGGCCAACUUGGUCCGCGUCCUGCGUGGCUCCGUGUCCUCCACUGUGUCCUUUGCUGCCCGCGCCGUCGCAGCCGUGCUGACCGAAGACGAUCUGCGCACACAAUGGCGCAUAGAUCUGCGCACUAUAACUGACCGCAUACAGUCGAUGCGCAAGGCGCUGCGGAGCGAGCUUGAGGUGCUGGGCACUCCUGGCACCUGGGGUCAUAUCACUGAUCAGCUCGGUAUGUUUUCAUACACCGGCCUCACAAGGAAGCAGGUAGAAGUGAUGGCAAGCAAAUACCACAUCUAUAUGCUCCCCAACGGUCGCAUAUCUGUUCCCGGAUGUCACUCCGAGAUGGCACCUGAUAUCCGUUCCUUCUUCGGGCCCAAAGGCGGAGCUGCAGCUCCAGCUAAAGCAGCACCUAAGGAAGACGUUCCUGCAAAGAAGGGCCGUAGCAGCCGCAAAGUUCUGGAAGACAGCGACGAAGACGACAUUGUCGAGUAUGCCAAGUGCCAAAUCCGAGAAGUCGACCCAGAACCAGAGCAAGUCAAAGGCGUCGAGGUGUCAGCAAACGAGUAUUUCUCGUCGGAAAAGGCGAAGCCAUCAAAGUCACGAUCAAAUGCAACGAAUCCCGACCUGAAGAACGCCAGCAAGACUGAUAUUGAGAUUCGGCUUAGUCCACGAAAGAAGGACCCGGAGCCUGCACGUCCCAGCGCAGCCGCCUCUACGAAAUCGACGCCGACCAAGAAGGGACGAGCAGUGGCGACAAAGAAGCGGACAACUACAGCAUACAAGUCGCACAACCUCGACGACGACGAUGCCUUUGUUGACGAUGACGAAGACGGCGGGGAUGAUAUAUUUGCGGCUGAUACCAAGAGUAGCAAACGCAAAAAUGACGACUACGUUGAGGACGAAAGCGAUGAGGACGACUUCAUGCCAAAUCCCAAGAGGGUAGCUUCUCGAGCCAAGGCAGCCGCUGCCUCUGUCAAAAUAUCUGAUGAUGAGGAAUCCGACGUGAAGCCAAAAGCCAGAGCCGGCAGGGGAACGAAAGCAACCAAUGACGUCAAGGGAUCGACACGCGCGGCGACUGCCAAAGCUGGCCGCACAUCGUCGGUGGCUGGUAAAAAACGCAAGACACCGGAGCCCGAGGAGUCAGACUUGGAUAUCUUGCCCGUGCCAAAACCCCGAAAGAAGCCUGCUACUGCCACCAAAGCACAAGCAGCGCCCAUGAAGGACAAGACAGAGAAUGGCCUGCCUUCGUCUGUACAGGCGAUUUUGGCUUCUAUUCCCACGGUUCGGCCGCCAACACCGCCGCCAACGGAUACAAAGGCCAAAUUCAACUGGAGAAAGGCGGCUGGUGGUGGUGGAAACUCGACCGCACCGCCAAACGCCGGCGCUGUAGAGCUGCCGGAAGGAGCACCAAACUGCCUUGUGGGCCAGACAUUUGUAUUCACGGGCCUCCUGCAGACUAUUAGCAGAGAUGAAGGGCAAGCUCUGGUCAAGCGCUAUGGUGGCAAGGUGACCACGGCCCCGAGCAGGAACACCAGCUGGGUGGUACUUGGCGACGACGCGGGCCCAAGUAAGCUGGCCAAGAUCAGCCAGCUGAGCCUCCGCACCAUUGAUGAAAACGGCCUGUUCGAGCUGAUCAAGCGGCUACCAGCCGGCGGUGGGGACAGCAAAGAGGCCGAAAAGGCUCGGCAAAAACAGGAAAAGGACGAAGAAAAGAUCAAAGAGGCAGCCGAAGAGAUGGAAAGGGAAGAGGAGGCCCGCCGACUUGAGGCCGAGAAGGCGCAAAAGGUUGCUGCCAAGGUUGCGGAAAAAGCAGCCUCAGCCAGCGGGAAAGGUGGCAGCUCAAACGGCAAGGAUGGAGCCUCACGCUCACAGGCAGCCCCAGCACGUGUACCAACGCCGACGGCGCAGCAACUUUGGACCACCAAGUAUGCACCGACUCAACUGAACCAGAUCUGUGGAAACAAAGCACAGGUUGAGCGGAUUGCAUCUUGGCUGAAAAACUGGCCCAAGGCGAAGAAGUACGACUUCAUGACAAAGGGUGCUGACGGGCUGGGCGCCUCUCGUGCCAUUAUCAUCUCGGGACCUCCUGGCAUAGGAAAGACGACAGCAGCACACCUAGCAGCUAACUUGGCAGAUCACGACGUAAUUGAGACGAACGCCAGUGAUACCCGAAGUAAGAAGCUGGUCGAAAGCGGUAUUGGAGAUACCAUGGACAACACGUCGCUGCUAGGGUUUUUUGCACCAGACGGCAAGAAAGUGGACACGACAAAGAAGAACGUGGUGCUCAUCAUGGACGAGGUGGACGGCAUGUCGGCUGGCGAUCGUGGCGGCAUCGGUGCGCUGGCCAAGUUCUGCAAGAAGACGGAGGUGCCGUUGAUUCUCAUCUGCAACGAACGGCGACUGCCAAAGAUGCGGCCAUUCGACCACGUCGCGUUUGACCUCAGAUUCAACCGGCCGACGGUGGACCAGAUUCGCUCGCGUGUCAUGACGAUCUGCCACCGUGAGGGACUGAAGCUGCCGCCAACGGUUGUGGAUGCUCUCAUCGAGGGCACAAACAAGGACAUCCGGCAGAUCAUCAACAUGCUCUCGACGGCCAAGCUUGACCAGAGUACGAUGACGUAUGAUCAGGGCAAGGCGAUGACAAAGGCAUGGGAAAAGCAUGUUGUGCUCAAGCCGUGGGACAUCUGUCAGAAGAUGCUGGGCGGCGGGCUCUUUGCGCCGGCCAGCAAGGCGACGCUCAAUGACAAGAUUGAGCUGUACUUUAACGACCACGAGUUCAGCUACCUGAUGAUCCAGGAAAACUACCUGAACACCAAGCCGAUGGCGCUGAGCAGCAGCAGAGGGAACUACACGAAGCGCGAAGAGCGACUGAAGUACCUGGAGCUGGUGGACAACGCGGCGCAAAGCAUCAGCGACGGCGAUCUGGUCGACCGGAUGAUCCACGGGCCACAGCAGCAGUGGAGCCUGAUGCCGACACAUGCGGUGUUCAGUACGGUGCGGCCGGCCAGCUUUGUUUCGGGCCAGUUGAUGGGAUCAAACUUUACGUCGUGGCUGGGCAACAACAGCAAGACGGGCAAGCUCAGCCGUUAUGUGCGGGAGAUCCAUUCACACAUGCGCCUGAAGGCGUCUGGCGACCACAACGAGGUGCGGCAGCAAUAUCUGCCGGUGUUGUGGCACCAGCUCAUCAAGCGCAUGGAGCUCGAGGGCAAGGAGGCGAUUGACGAGGUGAUUGAGCUGAUGGACAGCUACUACCUGACGCGGGAGGAUGUGGACGCGAUCAAGGAGCUGGGCCUUGGCCCCCAGUCAGAAGACACGGUCAAGAUUGAUACGCAGGCCAAGUCGGCCUUUACGAGAACGUACAACGGCAUGCCACACCCGAUCCCGUUCAUGAAGGCUAGCAAUGUGACGGUGACAGCGAAGAGAUCGGCCCACGAUGUUCCAGAUCUGGAGGAGGCCAUUGAGGAGGAAGACGAUGCCGACGUGGCCGAGCCGGUGGAGGUCGAUGAGGAUGAGCUUGAUCUCAAGACGGACAAGUACAUCAAGCAGCCCAAGGCCAAGGCGAAGCGAGCACCUAAGAAGGCUGCAGCCAAGAAUGUGGACGACGAUGAGGAAGGCAGCGCAAAGGGCCGCGGGAAGGGGAAAACAGCCGCUGCAAAGAAGGGAAGCAAGGCAAAGAAGUAA